AUGCUCAUCAACUGCGGCUCCGUGAUAUCACUCCUGCAGCGCCGCCUGGUUUCCGGACCGUUGUCCCAGGACAGUCUCCAGCUCAUCGCGGCCAACGGGUCACCGAUCCACACCUACGGACGACGCCUACUGACGCUCAACCUGGGUCUUCAGCGCGAGUUCCCCUGGAUAUUCACCGUCGCCGACGUGCCCGUGCCCAUCCUAGGAGCAGACUUCCUCAACCACACGGGCUUCCUGGGGGAUAUUCGUAGGCAACGACUGGUCGACCCGGCCUCUUCCAAGGAAUCGACGGUGCACUACCAGAAGGCUUCCGUUCACGGGGUCGACGCCAUCGCGGGACCCUCGGAUCUCCACUAUCGCACCACCUACGACAAGCUGCUUGCAGAGUACGCAGACCUCGCCCAGCCCUCUGAGAGGGGAGCAGCGCUUCAGGGUUCCUCAGUGGUGCAUCGCAUCACAACCUCCGGACCGCCUGUCUUCGAGCGACCGCGCCGCCUCUCCGGCGAGCGCUUAGCAGCGGCGAAAGCCACGUUCGACCGCCUUCUGCGUCAGGAAGUCAUCAGGCCUUCGUCGAGUCCAUAG
Messenger RNA from Polistes dominula (European paper wasp), 582 nucleotides. RefSeq lists its product as uncharacterized. NCBI's taxonomy places the organism in Eukaryota, Metazoa, Arthropoda, Insecta, Hymenoptera, Vespidae. The record is from RefSeq and is a predicted model, not a curated record.